UUUCCUCAGACAGGAAGUGGGCGAAGCCGAUGGCUGGAUUCUGCUCAAGCCCUGACUCUGGUUGCCAGGGCAACCAUCCCAUAGUGUGGGGAGGGGAGGCCAUAACGACCUUGCCCUAAUAUUUCUGGGUAAGAGCCGUUGGGGGAAGGGCUCAAGACUGGUGGUUGAGAGAAUUCAUUGCCAAAGGACAGAAAUGGCAUGAAGCAGGGGGUGGGAAGAGUUAGCACGGGACAAAUCAGAGUUUGAGAGAUGUUUACUGGCACGAAGCUCAGCCCUUUGGGACUUGUUUCCUUACAAAAGUUCGUUUUGUUGCAUCAGGGGAUCCCUUCUGUUGACGAGCCUAUCACUGUCGCUCACAUAGUUGUGGAGGCUUCACCAAGAACAGAAGAGAUCAGCAGCGCGUCGGCCAUUGUAGAUGGUAGCCACCACAUCAAGGAAGUCAUUGUAACUGGUGACCAUGUCUUUGAAAGCCCCAAUGGCCACCUUGAGUGUGACGUUGGAGAAGGACAGGACAGUCCCGGAGGCCCAGAAGAAGGGGCUUCCCUGGAACUCAUCAAAGUUAAACUCCUGGUUAACAAGGAAGGCCGUUAUGUGUGCGAACUGUGCCACAAGACAUUCAAAACGGCCAGCAUUCUGAAAGCUCACAUGAUCACUCACAGCAGCAGGAAGGACUACGAGUGCAAAUUAUGCGGAACAUCUUUCAGAACCAAAGGUUCACUCAUCCGACACCAUCGGCGCCACACAGAUGAACGUCCUUAUAAGUGCAAGAAAUGUGGGAAAAGUUUCCGGGAAUCAGGAGCCUUGACUCGGCACCUCAAGUCCUUGACUCCCUGUACAGAGAAAAUCCGCUUCAAUAUGAACAAGGAAAUAGUUGUUAGCAAGGAAGAUUUAAGCACAGAACCCGACAGUUGCAGCCCUGAAGCUGUCCCUUCUUCGCUGGCGCCUCCGUCCAUGGAGUCUUCGCCUGUCAUCCAUCUGGUGACGGAUGCCAAAGGCAACGUCCUUCACGAGGUCCAUGUCCAGAUGCAGGAGCUCCCGAUUUCGGAAGCCAAGGCAUUAACCCAAGAGCCUUCCAAUCCAGAGGAGCUGCCUCCUGACACAGAUGACAGCGAGAACCUGCUGAGAGAAGCCAUGAGGAAUUCUGGGAUUGUGAUCGAACGGGUUUCCUUGGAGGAGGCAGCCAAAUCCGAUGAAGCCGAUGUGGCGGCGGCCCUGGCAGAGGAGCUGAAAAGCGAACAGGUGGAGACAGCUGGGAAGUUGCAGGAAGAGCAGUAUGUGGAGAUUGAACAAGUAGAAACGAUAGAUGCAGAAGUGCCUAAUGAAUGCAAACGCCAUGCGUGUCCUUACUGCAGCGAAAUCUUCAGGGAGCCCGGCUCCCUCGAACUCCACAUCAGUGGGCAUCUGGACUACAAACCUUUUACAUGCGAGAUGUGUGGCAAGGAAUUUGCCAAAGGCUACCUGCUGAAAAAGCACCAGGAAGUGCAUGUGAAUGAGCGGCGGUUUCGCUGUGGGGAAUGCGGCAAGCUGUACAAGACUAUCGCGCACGUGAAGGGGCACCGGCGGGUGCAUUCGGAUGAGCGUCCGUACCCUUGCCCCAAAUGCGGCAAGAGGUACAAAACAAAGAAUGCCCAGCAGGUCCACUUCCGGACACACCUGGAUGAGAAGCCGUACAUCUGCCAGUUCUGCAACCAGGGCUUUCGGGAAAAGGGCUCUCUGGUGCGUCACAUCCGCCACCACACCGGAGAGAAGCCCUUUAAGUGUUACAAGUGCGGCCGUGGUUUUGCAGAGCAUGGCACCCUCAACAGGCACCUGAGGACGAAAGGCGGGUGCUUGCUGGCUUUGAAAGAAGCUGAAGAAGCCGUGGGAUCAGAGGAAGGCCAGUCGGCCGACAACGUGGCUGCAACGGUGAUUUCCGAGGACCCCCCUACUGUCCUGGUGGAAUUCUCUUCCGUGGUGGCCGAUACACAGGAGUACAUCAUUGAGACAGCAACUGAAGACAUGGAAACCAGUGAAGCGGCUGACCUCAUAGAAGGCACAAGGCACGAGGUGGACAGUCACAUCAUGAAAGUGGUGCAGCAGAUUGUCAACCAAGCCAACUCUGGUCACCAGAUCAUUGUCCAGAACGUCACGGUGGCCGAGGGUCCCGCCCUGUCCCCCGACAGCACGGACGGCGACACAAUUGCCAUCGCCACCCCAGAGAGCCUUACGGAGCAGGUGGCCAUGACGCUGGCGUCUGCCAUUGGCGAAGGAGCUGUGCUGGCGACCGAGGAGGGCGGGGAGGCCGAGGAGGCGACGGUGACCAUGGUGGCUUCCGAAGACAUCGAAAUCGUGGAGCACUCGGGGGAGUUUGUGAUCGCCUCCCAGGAGGAGGAGGAGGAGGCGGUGGAGGAGGUUCAGGCAGUGAUUGUCUAGGGUGGCCUGAGGGCCCCCUCCCCAAGGGGGAAACAAGAGCGCCGCACCUUGGCUUUGCUGCUCGGCUGGUCCUCAGCACGCAGGUGGGAGAGAGCCUGGGCUGGCUCUGCACGUCCACCGGCCCCGGGGGUGGGGGGGGGAGAGAGAGAGUCACGGGAUCAGUCCGCUUGUAGGCUGGUCCUCUCCCGAAGAGCAUUGGAAGGGCUGAGAGCUCUUGGCUGCCUCCUACAGGUGCCAAAGGGAAAGCGGAAUCCUUCAUGGCACUGGGGGGCCAGCUGGGGUUUGUGGAACCCAGCUGGCAUCUUGAACCAAGCACUUUAUCUUAGUUGAGGAGAGAAAGGGGGGGGAGAGAAUUUGCAGGGAAACUUAACUAUGCCACAAGAGGCUCCUUCACAGGGUGGGCCAGACUGCUUAAGGUAUGGAAUGUAAGCUACUUUGUUAUGAACAUGAACCUUAAAGAAAGGUUUGAAAACGCUUUACUACUACAAUAUUAAAGUUAUUUUGAAAGUAUACCUAGAAAA
Pogona vitticeps (central bearded dragon) is the source of this 2933-nucleotide messenger RNA. The record is from RefSeq and is a predicted model, not a curated record. NCBI's taxonomy places the organism in Eukaryota, Metazoa, Chordata, Lepidosauria, Squamata, Agamidae.